Molecule: messenger RNA, 165 nt
Organism: Paramecium pentaurelia
Lineage: Eukaryota; Ciliophora; Oligohymenophorea; Peniculida; Parameciidae
Source: the annotation of a GenBank genome assembly
AUGAAAUUAGGCUAGGUGUCUGAAAGAAAUGUAAAUUAGACAAAUGUCAAAUAGAAGAUUAAUGAUAUGAAGGAGAAGAUAUCAAAGCGAAAAAAUUAAGUAAUUAUUGAGAAUUAUAUUUAGAUUGCUACUAACUUUUCCCAAAGAGUCUAUCUUACACCCUGA